CAUGCGUACUUUGCUGAGAACAGUCAAGUGUGCAUUUUGUGAAAGUUACGCAUUGUAUUUUUCAACUAGUCAACAGCAAGCCAUGUUGGCGACAGGUUUUGAUUGCGGUUUCGACUUACGUUUGACAAAUUUGUCGUGAUGAUCUUGAUUAUAUAUUUCUUUUAAUUAUUUCUAACAUUUUGCAAGAUCUCUUGUUACAUUAUUUCAAUUAAUUUUAUGAAUCAUAAAUUUCAUUAUGGUAAAAUUAACAGAAGAAAUGGUCGUGGCUCGGACACGAAUGUCCGACUUCUCUGCUGUGAAGAAACUUAAUUGUUGGGGUACAGAACUGACUGAUGUAAGCAUUUUAAGGAAAAUGAAAAAUGUGGAAGUACUGUCAUUAAGUGUAAAUAAUAUCAAUACUCUUGCUGAUUUUCAAUACUGUUUAAGUCUUCAAGAUUUGUUUGUAAGAAAAAAUAAUAUUAAAGAUUUGAAUGAAGUUUGUUACCUUCAAGGAUUACCUCACUUACGAAAUCUAUGGCUUGGUGAAAAUCCUUGUGCUGAAAAAGACGGAUAUCGAAUGGCUGUUUUGAGAGCUUUGCCAAACUUACAAAAACUUGAUGACAAAGUGGUAUCACCUGAGGAAGUGCAAACUGCAUUAACAAGGGGUCGAAUUUUAGUUCAUCCUCUUGAUAUGGAUGCAUCUCCACCACAGUCAGAUACAGUUAGUCCAGAAGAUAUUGCUACCGAAUAUAUUGGAGAACCGGAAGGUAUAAGACAUCGAAGAUAUAGUUCCUCAAGUGAUCAGAGAAGUUUUGAAGAACCACAACAUACUCAAGAAGAAUAUCAUGAUCCAGAUCAUAGAAAUGCAAAUUACAGUACUUCACCAUCUCAUCAUUAUUCACAAAAUAAUCAAUAUACAUAUGAACUACAGAAUGGACAGUCAAAGAAUCAAAGCAAAGACGACACUGCACGUACAGAGUCACGCAGCGUCAAUGAAAGCGUGGCCACUAACACUAUUGAAAUAAUCAAGGAAUACGAUGAUCGACCAGCAGUUUCAAGACACAAUGGAGAUUAUGAUGAAAGACGAAAUUAUGUGGAGUAUAGCAACAACGAUACCCCUCAACGUUCUUAUCCACCAACAUCUCCUCGAAUGCAGUUCUCGGCGAAUGAAUCCAUAGAUGAUAGACGUGCAGAGAGAAACCAUUAUGAUUAUGAUAAUAGAUUGAAACCAGAAUAUGAAGAACAUCAUGAUCAAAGGAUAAAGUCAGAUUAUGAGGAACAUCAACCACCAUCUCAGCCUAGACGAAUGGCUGUUCAUAAUGCCGAAAGGGUUAGAAUUGAAGAUUCAUCUCAAGUGCCUGGAUGGAUAAGACAUUCUGAGAAGGACAAAUGUAGAUCCCAAUUUCAUUAUCACAGGAGACCUGUUACAAGAAACUCAAACAUAUUGUCAGCUGUAUUAUGCUUGGUUAAAGAGCUUGACUAUCCAAGUUUGGAAGUGGUAGAAAUGGCUGUUAGAAACCGAAUGGAUGAAUUGGAGGAAUGAUGUUUCUGACGCCGUCCCCAAAACACCCAGGGGACGGUCGCCUUCUCUCACAUAGGCAGCAUUUCCUCGAUUCCAAGUCCAGAGUUCUCGGAUUCUAUUGACGCUGCAGUAAUUUCUUGCCAGUGUGUUGAUAAUGACGCAAAUUUAAAUCUUGACCAUCAUUCGUGUAAUAGGCAUUCAAUGGAUGACAAUGUUGAUAAACGUCAGACUCGUCAUAAUGGAUGUGCGGAAAGUUGUUCGAUGCGAAGCCCAAAAAAUGUAUCCAUCAAUUCAACAUCAAGGUAUUUCGGAAAUAAUCAAUAUAUGUAUAAAAUCAGAGACUCAGUACCGGAUAACUUGAUGUCGGUAGUUAAUAAUUGCGAAGAGAAAAAGGCCAAUGAUGUUAGAAGAGUGGCUAGUAGUGACAGUAUCCCGAAAGGUAGUUAUAAUGGAUUAACUUUGAGUCCAGGAUGUAGGGUUUUAAGUCAGGAUUGCGUAAGAAGAUCGAAAAGCCCUGAUAUUAGAAACACGGUUGUCCCUCUUCGUUACAUUCAAUCGGCAAAAGGGACUUGGACAUACAAUUUGUAAAUUAAAAUAUAAGCUACAUUAAUAUUCUGUCGAAACAGAAAGAUUCUUGAUGAAAUAUGUUUCGAGAGAUUCCUAAAUAUUAUUAAGAUAAUCAGUGUAUAAGUUAAAAGAAAUGAUAUAGUUUCGUCCAUUCUCUGGACAAAGAAUACACACAUACAUAUAUGUAGAUAAGAAAUUAUAGACUCUGAAUGGUUAUAUUCUACCAGUGUCACGAAUUUAUUCGAACUUCAUCUUAAAAUGGAUGUAUUUCCACUUUCAAAGUUCUUUUCGCUCAGCAAUUUUAAGGAAAUUAAGUUUCCUUGGAUUUCUUUGCGAAUACGCUGUGAUAUUGACCCAUUGUUCGAUGUUAAAUUCAGCAUUUAAUCAUUUUUCGAGAUAAUUAUUUCGAGUUGUAUAGUUAGAAUUGGUUUUUCUAUUAUAUUCGUAACUAAAAUUGAGUUACUAUUGAAAUAAAUUCAUAAUUUAAUAUUUUAUAGUAUCUUCUGUUUCGAUUGCUUCUUUCAACUUUUUUUUUACCAAAGGAAAAACAUUCAAACAAGUCCCUUUAUAUACGAUAAUACAUUAGAUACAGUACGUGAGCAUCUUCAAAAUGGCAGCAGGUUUAUAUAUUUUAGAUAAAUGAUAUAAAAAUCAAAGGUAAUGAAUUUUACAUAGUUUAAAAUGAUAUUAAUUUCCUUUUUUUCAGUUCUGGCACACAUAAUGAAUUUGAUUUAAAAUGCUUUUUAUAAUUGUUUUGUGAAUGAUUGACUAUCUGUUUUCAAAAAUUGUCUAUAAAUUACAAUGUAAGGUAUUUAAUUAAUACUUUGUACAUAAAGCAUACAAUCAAAGGCAAGUUUAAUAUUUUUUAUUCGUGAUGAAUCAAGUAUUUUUUUAAAUUGUAGAUAACUUUUAGUUAAGUAAAAUAUUCUACUUAUGUUUGAUGCCAGCAGACACGUAACUUUUAUGAUGUGCAAUAAUUUAUAAAAUAAAAUAUUACGUAAAUGUAUGUAUGUACAUGUGUACAGGGUACUUGACAAUUUUUGGACAGUAUGUUUAAUAAUUAUUAUAAUAGAAUACUGUUGAAUAUCAUUAAAUAUUAUAACUGCUUUUUUUUAA
Osmia bicornis bicornis is the source of this 3184-nucleotide messenger RNA. RefSeq names its product cilia- and flagella-associated protein 410. Bases 236 to 1522 code for a protein of 428 amino acids. Lineage: Eukaryota; Metazoa; Arthropoda; Insecta; Hymenoptera; Megachilidae. Gene Ontology annotation, biological process: cytoskeleton organization. The transcript has 10 exons. The record is from RefSeq and is a predicted model, not a curated record.